Calliphora vicina (urban bluebottle blowfly) is the source of this 3266-nucleotide messenger RNA. Its product is annotated as tRNA (34-2'-O)-methyltransferase regulator WDR6. Gene Ontology annotation, cellular component: cytoplasm. Bases 202 to 3204 code for a protein of 1000 amino acids. Gene Ontology annotation, molecular function: protein binding. Lineage: Eukaryota; Metazoa; Arthropoda; Insecta; Diptera; Calliphoridae. Gene Ontology annotation, biological process: tRNA methylation. The record is from RefSeq and is a predicted model, not a curated record. The transcript is spliced from 3 exons.
UUUUACAUAAAUAAGUAAAGCCCUCACUAUUCAAUUAUCUACACUACAUUAAGUUUUAAUCCAUAUUUGUUUAAUUUUUAAUUUUUGUUUAUUGACAUUUGUUAAGACCAAUUGUUGUUUUUGUAGAACUGCCACCACCUUGUAUGAAUUCGCCUUGGUAUCAAAUGCUACCAAUGAUCUUAAACAUUUGUUGACAACAACAUGGGCAAAGUAAUAGAAACAGUGGCCGAUUCGAUUGCCAUUGAAAUCCUUGAUGAAACUACCAUAUUAACCGGUAAAGGCAAUGAAUUACAUUUGUAUAGAAAAAAUACAGCCAAAGAAAACGUGUUUGAGCGACAAGUGCUGGCCAUAAAACUUACAAAUAAAAUUCAUGGCAUCAGGAAGACACAGACUGCAAGUGUAAAAAUUGUAUUAGUUUAUGGUGAAAAGGAGUUUAUAUUGUUGGCAUACAAUGACAACCAUGAAUUUAAUGAAUUCUAUAGAGCAGAAUUAAGUGAUUGGAUUAGCUGUGGUUCGUUUGUAAAUGAUUCGCAAGAAAUAGUGCUACUAACAGCUCAUAGCAUCAUAUUAAGAUUUUCCUAUAACGUUGCUGUCGGGGAGUGUUGUCUUAAGGAACGCGUAUCUUGUACUGACAAAUCCACAUUAUAUUGUGCACAUUUAUUUGGUGAAAACUGGAAUGAUUUGGUUGUAUUUGCCGGUAAUGCUUUUGGUGAACUACUCAUAUGGCAGCCUUCCAAGUAUGAGGAAAAUAAAGCAGAGCCACUGAAACCUAAGGUGUCUCCGUUAUUACACCGCAUUUCAGCUCACAAUGGUGUCAUCUUUUCAAUUGACUAUGACCAGGAUUCGCAGUGUCUUAUAACAACUAGUGAUGAUCGAGCCAUCAAAUGGUGGAAAAUAGAAUUUACUACGGAAUUCAAUUGGAGCGAAUCAACUCUUCAAGCCCUGUCCAGUGGUUAUGGUCAUGUUGCUAGAGUAUUUCAAGGACGUAUUAUUAAGGAUGGUCCUAAUGUUUAUGCUCUCAGUGUGGGUGAGGAUUCAUAUUUUUGUCUAUGGCACAAAAAUGGUCAACUCCUUUUUAAAAGACGUCAGCAAUAUGGAGCAACGAUUUGGAAUUUUGUCUAUGAUAAUAAUACUAAAAUCAUAUAUACCAUUGGCUCCAUAGGAAAUUUGGUGGCCUUUGGCUUGAACCAAGUUCUACAAGAAACCCAAAAACCUCUAGAAGAUACACUACUGCCAGCUCUAACAGAUGGAAAUUCUAUGGAAUACAUAGCAAAAGUUAAAUUUCUAACAGCUAAACAUUUAAUAGGGGUAACAAAUCAAAAUAAUUUAAUGACAUCAAGAUGCAAAGGAAAUGAAUGGCUUAAUUGGGAAAAUGUGCCGGUAAAAGUGGAUUUUAAAUGUACUGUAAUGGAGGUAUUUGAAAAUCGUAUAGCAAUUUGUGGUUACAAACGUCUAAUUUUAUUGGAGUGUCAGGAGAAUAGUGGAGAAUUCAUUGUAAUACACUGUGAAGAGUUGCUUAAUAGUGUGAUACGCACUUUUGUGUUUUUCAGCAAACAGCAAUAUUUAAUAUGUGAUGAUCAGGGCAAUUCGUUAAUAUUUAUGGGCUCCAUAAAUAAUAAACAAUAUUUGGUAUUACCUAAAUGUAAGGAACCUUGGCUAACAACAGCUGUAUUGCUGCAUGCACAGCAAUGUAUAGUUAUAAGCAACAGACAGGGUAAUUUGUUGUUAUACCAGCUGGAGCCAGAAAGCAAUAAAUAUGAAUUGAAACAGAUCAUAAAACAUCCUCAUGGUAAUUUAGGAGCCACUAAUCUGCACUGCCUAGAAGAGACCACGAAUUCAGCCUUAAUACGUUCAACUGGUCAUGAUGGUGCACUCAAUGUGUUUUCCAUUGAUUUUGAUAACACUACAAUUCAAACGUGCUACCGCCAGAAUUUACCCGUGUCUUGGGUAGAGCAUAUUGAAAAGUGGUAUAAUGAUUUGGAAGUGUUUUUAGGAUUUAAUGACAAUCACUUUGUGGCUUGGUGUAAAGAAUUUGAUUUCCUGCUGCAGUUGCCCUGUGGAGGUGGUCAUAGAUGUUGGCAUUUUGUAAUAAAUCCCCAAGACUUUAAAAUCUCUCUAGCAUUUAUAAAAAAUAAAAGGGUUCGUUUCUACGAAAUCUCGCUAUUAAACCAGGAGUUAAUCACUCUGCCUUUGGCUAAACGCUGGCAUAUCUCACCCUGUAAUAUAAUGGAAAUAUUACUACCAACUUCAUCUUCCCACUCAUCUCAUAUAGCGGUAACAGCGGGUGAUGAUAAUCUUUUAAAAAUUCACACUUUCAACCAGCAGUCAGGGCUCAAGGAGCACAAGGAACUACACCAUCAUAUAUCCAACAUAAGAGCCUUGAAGGUAUUGUCCUUAAAUGACAUGGAGUUCUUAAUAUUUUCCGGUGGCGGUCGAGCUCAACUGUGCGUAACUAAAGUGGAUAGUGGUAAUUUUCAUAUCAACGAAUUGAUAAAUUAUACUUUGAAGCAGGAAAGCAGCGACAAUAAAUCAAAAGACCAAUCAUAUAAUUUUGAUCCAGAGACACGUUUAAUGUGUUUGGAUGUCAAAGUUGUAUCCAAGGAGGAGUAUGAAAUUUAUGUGGGCUGUUCCGAUGGCUUCAUUCGACAUUUAAAACUAAACCGAAGAACAUUAGAAAUUACACUACUAACACAAUAUUUCUACGGUAAAUGCAUUUUACAAUUGAGGUAUAUAGCCGAAAUGGAUUAUGUUUUAGUGGCCGCCACUGAUGGCUUUAUAAAGUUCUACGAUAGCAGCCUUUCGAAUUGUUUACAACAACUGCAACAUCACUCUAGUGGCAUCAAUGGUUUAUCUAUUUUAUAUAAUUCUGCAAACAGAACUCUACAAAUUUUGAGUGGCGGUGAUGAUCAAGCUGUUUCAUAUACGGAAUUGUCUUUGAAUGAUUUAGAUUUUGCAAUAUUAAGGAAAUUCCACAAACCUUAUUUACAUACAGCCCAAGUGUGUGCUAGCGCCUUGAGUUCAGAUGGUCGUUAUGGUUUUACCAGCGGUGUAGAUCAAGUUCUUAAUAAACUUGAUUUAAGUACGGGAGAAGUGGUGGAUAGUUUUUACUCCUGUGUGGCCGAUAUUAAAGGAGUAGCCUUGGCCGAUGAUAAUGUAUGUUUAUUGUAUGGUUGUGGUUUACAAAUUUAUUCAUUUAAUAGUUGAUGUGUGUAAAACUGUUUUAGCAAAAUGUUAUUUUAUUUAAAUAAACGCUUUUAAAAGUAAAA